GAGAGCUUGCGAGAGAGAGAGAGAGAGAGAGAGAGAGCUCGCGAGGGAUCGGAGCGACGGCGUUUCUUUGCCGCUCUCGGAGAUAGCGGAGAGUGCGUCCCUCUUCGCGUGUGAGGGAUUCCCCGUUCCUUUUUGCGGGAGCUCCUUGAGUAGCUUCUUUCUGUAAGACACAUUCUCUCAACCGCUCUGUCACUCCCUUGCCCUUUCAUCCUCCCUCUAUGUCUCUUAUCUUUCUCUCUUAUUCUCCUCUUUACACUUUUUGAUGCGUUUUAUAUAAAUAAUUGAUUGAAUCAUUGUCAUAUUGUACUGUUGUGACGUGAAUGAUUUAACUGUGCUUCAAAAAACCUGCCAAGAUCUCUCGUCUUCCCUGAAAGUCAAGAGCAAUUAGCAAAGACGAAGAUUUCAACUAGUUACGGACGAGGCGAUAAAAUGACUAUGGAUGGGAGCAAGAGCGAACCGGGCAAGAACGGGGCCACUCAACAGGAAUGCGCGGGUUGCGGAAAGGCGAUUACGGAGAGAUAUCUUCUGAAAGCAUUGGACAUGUACUGGCACGAAGACUGCUUGAAAUGCGGAUGUUGCGACUGCAGGCUUGGCGAGGUCGGCUCGACGCUCUACACCAAGGCCAAUCUCAUCCUCUGCAAAAGAGACUAUCUACGACUCUUCGGAAAUACCGGUCACUGCGCAGCGUGCAGCAAGGUCAUCCCAGCUUUCGAGAUGGUGAUGCGCGCGAGGACCAACGUUUAUCACUUGGAGUGCUUCGCUUGUCAACAGUGCAAUCACAGAUUUUGCGUGGGCGACAGAUUUUAUCUCUGUGAUAACAAGAUCCUCUGCGAGUACGAUUACGAGGAGAGGCUGGUUUUCGCCAAUAUGGCCCUGCAUCCGCCGCCUAGCGCGACCCUGGCCCACAUCAAGAGACAAGUGACCCAUCUUCAGCCGCAGAACGCAGCGGGUGGGCCUCACCGACAGGCGAACGGGGAGGCGGCGGCCCAUAACCACAACGGAUAUCCAGCGCCAGCCAGCUCGAGCGCCCAUAACGUCCUGAACCCCAUGAAUAAUUUAAACGGUAUCAAUGCGCAAGCAUCGUACGAUGCCAAAUGACAAACGAAGUAAGCGCCGAUAUAUCGAUUGAGUCGCGCGAGGCGAGGGGGGAUCGGACACUCUCUCGCGUGUACGCCCGGUUUCUCAUUGUCUUCGUGGUUUUACCGCCGCUGAUCGUCCUGACUUUAGCACGCGACCCACGGUAGAAUUGCGCAUAAUCGAAUAUCCCUUAACUAUCGAGAAGAGAAAAAAGUAUCGUCAAGUUAUCGCGAACGAAGAAAGAUGUUAUCGCGCGUAUAGAUAUGUAUUAUAUAUGUAAUCGCAUUAAACGGUCCGCUUCGUGUCGCGAUCGAUCUUCGAUCGAUCGGGCAAACUUGAAGUUCAUGUAAAUAGAUAGGCGUAAAAAGUAUGCUAGAGGGUUGUGCAGACAACGCGAGUAAGCGGCGUAGGAGAAUUUAAAAUGCAUAUAUCUGUGACAAAAUAAUAUAAAACGAGACAAAAAUACAUCGUGCAUUUUUCAUGAUUUGCUUUUGAAAUUGAUAUUUCCCGAUAAAUGACAAAAUUGCCAAAUUGCUGCUGCUUCUCCUACGCUAUCUUAGGCGUCGUUUGGCGAAUGCAUAUUUCCCGGGCGAAUUAUUAUUCCGUCUUCUCGAAUAGAUUCUCUCCAGUAUAAGAUAGAACGUGAGGGAAGAAUAUAUAAAUCCAAAAUGCGUCUUACGUUUCUUGCAUUCAAUUAGAUUCGUGUAUCUGAACGAAUUUUCGUCUUCCCCACGCUCGACUGGCUAAACGAUAAACAAGUAGAUAGAUAGUCAAAUAGAUAAGUAGAUAGAUAGCUAACGGAAACGUAUAUUUGGCCAACUACGGCGAACUAUUGGUGCUCUUUAGAUUGUAAUCGAUCGAGUUUGCAUGAGAUUCAAUUCAGACUGCUAAAGCGUAUAUCGCUUAAGGAAAAAUAUAAGAAAAAAAACCAGAAGUAAAAUCUGCGACCUGUGGAAAUUUACGGGCUGGAGAAGCAUUUCCGUCGCGAUCCUUCCCGGAUUUAUCCGCUUUCAUGAUGAGAAAUCCUACUUGGCAAACGUAUCUAUCGACUUCCAGUCGGUGCAAGAUAUCUUUAACAGCCGGCGCGCGUCACAUGAACCGAAACCCGAAACUUCGGGGUGGUAGAUAAAGUUCGGUGUCGCGCAUUUAACGUUCGUCUCGCCGAGCGGGGGGGCGGUGUCGGUGAGGAGACACACAAAUACAGAAUGACCCCUCAGAGGGCCCCUGGUCCUGCCGGACGGAGCAUCGAGAACGAGAUCGAAUCGACGGGCUUCGAGAAAGCGACGCGGUACUGCAGCAGCGGCAGCGGCAAACCGCUCGUCGGCUCGCCCAAUCGCCCCCCAUGGGGCUCAUACGUUAGGGGUGACUUAAGCAUUGUUUCAACUUCGAAUCUCCCGGCAGAGGCCCCAGAUUGAUGUCGCGAACUUUUCCGCUGCCUUAUUUGCGAGUCAGAUAACGAGACUGAGUUAUGCCCAAAGUUCUCUCUUGAUCUCUCUCACUUGCUCCGGCCCGGCUCGUGCGCUGAUCGUAUCGGAUCACGAGGAAUACCCGCAGUCGAGAAGAAUGUUUUAUUUCCACCCUCUUCGGGGAUUCCUCGUCGUCUAUAUGCCGAAAGUAUACCUACGUCGUACGGUAAUAAGGCUGGCAGCUGCGCCGAGAAAGCUGCUAAGGACUAACCUUUAAGAAACGCGAUUCUCGCGGUUUUCAAAUAAGGCCGCGAAUCAGAAGAAAGAUCUUUGUUGCUUGCGAUUGGCGAAAGGAGGCAAUAAUUAUUGUUGAUUAUUAACGGUAAAAGGAUUUAAAGAAUAAAUAUUGCAGCCACAACUCCGCGAAACUAAUUGGAGUUGACUAUAUGAAUUCGUCGUUAACAAAUUGGGUUAAUAAAUAUUUUUUUAGAUUAUAUCAUUUUCUUACGUUAUACAAUAAUAUGCAAUUUUAUGCGAAUGUAGCAAUAAUAGCUUGGUUUCUCCUAAAAUAUUUUUUAUAUAUGUAGUACCUUCUACACAUGGUUUUGUAAUUUGGUUUAAAAAUAUGUUAAAAGAAAUAUAUGCAUGUAUACAAAUAUUAAAUGACUGCGCAUCUUUCGGACUAUAAAUAAUAUUAUACGUAACAUAAUAACGAGUGCCAAUUUGUCAGCGCGCACUGUCCUUCGCAAAUAAAAGCACCGUACAAGUACCGCAUUUAUUUCAAUCUGCCAAAAUUGAUUUGGUAAACGUCUCGAAUUGUCGAAGGGGACAAGGAGAGAGAGAGAGACAGCUAUUGCCGACUUGCAGUUCAUAUUUUGAUACUACAACAUGAGUCUCGCGAUACACAAGUUGCAUUCACCGAGGGCGCGUUAAAGUCGCCUGGCUGAACCGGACGCGCGAUUCCUUUCGACAUUCAAACGUGUUUUAACGACUACGCAAUAAAUAAUUCUCUCGCAAAAUAUUAUCGUGGCGAUUCCAGAAUAAAAUCACAGCACAGUUCCUAACGCGAAGGGUGUUCGACAAAGUGACGGAUGAUCGCUAGAGAGACACAUUUUUACCACGUAUUACGCGACUACCGUCGAAUGAACGUUUUAACAAGGCACAGCCAGUGCGAGCAUCGGAGCCCUUUUGUACAUUGUAUCCUACGGUAUCGCUUUCUAAAUCCUCUCCGCAACUCCUUCCCCUCCGCAACCCCGCGUAAAUCAUGGGGCGGCGCUAUUACGCAUCCCCAUAGUACUGAUCGCGCUUGGAUCACGAUGUACGAAAGAACCCGAGAUCAUUUUAAUUAAGAAAGUGUGUAACGUUCGCUAGUAUGUAGAUACGUUUUGUAUUUAUAGUUCUAUCAUAGAGGUAUUAAUAAAUUUGUUUCGAUGUUAUGCAAAA
Messenger RNA from Wasmannia auropunctata (little fire ant), 3926 nucleotides. Its product is annotated as LIM domain only protein 3-like. Gene Ontology annotation, biological process: positive regulation of transcription by RNA polymerase II. NCBI's taxonomy places the organism in Eukaryota, Metazoa, Arthropoda, Insecta, Hymenoptera, Formicidae. The coding region runs from base 430 to 1098 and encodes 222 amino acids. Gene Ontology annotation, cellular component: nucleus. The record is from RefSeq and is a predicted model, not a curated record. The transcript is spliced from 6 exons. Gene Ontology annotation, molecular function: transcription coactivator activity; DNA-binding transcription factor binding.